Messenger RNA from Musa acuminata subsp. malaccensis (wild Malaysian banana), 901 nucleotides. RefSeq lists its product as uncharacterized. Lineage: Eukaryota; Viridiplantae; Streptophyta; Magnoliopsida; Zingiberales; Musaceae. The record is from RefSeq and is a predicted model, not a curated record.
GUUCAAAUAGUACCGUUAUAAGUCGAACUCGAUCCCUUCUUCUUUUACCACUUCACUUUCCCCUUUGGAGGCCGAAGAAGGAGGAGAUGAUGACCAGCGGCGGAAGCAGCAGCGGCCCAUCGGCGGACCCUUGCCACAAGCCUCGCCACCCGCUCCACCAGAUCGCCGAGAGCGCCACGCACAAGCUCCUGCUCAAGCAGUGGAUGAAGGAGGAGGAGAUCGUCGCCCGGCGCGUCGCCCUCCGUGAGUCCCGCGUCGACGCCGUACGCCGCCAGAUCGCCGCCCUGUACUGCCUGUUCUUCGUCCUCCACUCCCUCGUCCUCCUCCUCCUGUACCACGCGUCCGCCUCCGCGCGGCCCCCCUCCGCCGCUUGCCGCCGCUCCUGGAUCCCCUGCCUCUGCUCCCUCGUCUGCUCCUUGGCCAUCGUGUGGGCCGUCCGGUACAAGGCCGACACGGAGAGCGUGCUGGAGCGGCUGCUGGAGCGGGAGAGGGAGGACGGGCUGCUGCUGGCCAAGUGCGUGGAGGAGCUGAAGCGGAAGGGCGCGGAGUUCGACCUGCUCAAGGAGGUGGACGCGCUGCGGCGGGCCAAGAGCCUGCGCGUCGAGGCCAAGGGCGGCGCCGCCAAGGUGCGCAAGUGGUCGGCCAGGGAUCUCGCCACCACGGUGCUCCUCGCGCUGUCCUGCGGCGCCUUGGGCCUCACGAGGUUCGUGCUCUGUGAUCAAGAACCUCGAUCAUGAUGGAAUCAGGGCUUCUGUUCUUGAUAGGAGAAUUAUUUUGGUUGAUGCAGCAGAAUGAUGCUUGUUCUGCUGUUCUCGUUCUCGUUCUUGUUUUGUGCCCAAUAAGAUUGUUGUGCAAAUAUUAAGUCUUUGAAAAGAAGACCUUUUUAUUCUUCCUCUCCAAA